Molecule: messenger RNA, 758 nt
Organism: Thunnus maccoyii (southern bluefin tuna)
Lineage: Eukaryota; Metazoa; Chordata; Actinopteri; Scombriformes; Scombridae
Product: IGFBP domain-containing protein
Exons: 4
Coding region: 1-672 (223 amino acids)
Biological process (GO): regulation of cell growth; regulation of signal transduction
Cellular component (GO): extracellular region
Molecular function (GO): insulin-like growth factor binding
Source: RefSeq, a predicted model, not a curated record
AUGUGGAUGUUGUUCUUCUUGAGUGCUGUGCUGGGGGCGUUGGGGUCAGUGACACAGCCCACCAGAGCAGCUCAGCAGCUUCAGACCCUUCACUGCCCGCCCUGUGAGCAGAUACAUUGUUCCUCCCGGCGGGCGCUGAAGCUCCAGUGCAAAGGUGGUGUCACGACAGGUGUCUGUGGCUGCUGCCCUGUAUGUGCCAAAACAGAGGGGGAGACCUGUGGAGGGAUGUGGGACUAUCUGGGGAACUGUGACGAGGGGCUGGUGUGUGUUUACGAGGACGCAGCAAAUGACAAACCAGACGCAGAGCGCAAAGGGAUCUGCAGAGCAGUGAUUGAACCCCUGGAUCCAGAGAGCUGUCAGCCAGAGUGCACCAAGGAAUACUGUCAGGCCAACCCCUCUGAAAUCUGCUCUGCCAGGUUUGUGUCUCUGGAGAAGAAAACGUGCCAGGGCUCCUGCCAGCACACCUCCUGUUCAAGCUGUUUGCUGCUGAGGCCUCCAUCGUGCCCUCAGACCUGCGCCUCCUCGGAUUCUGCCUGUCUACGCCGCUUUGGGAAAUGUGUGCACAAUCACCUGUCAGCACCUCCAAGUCCUGUGUGCAACCAAAACCUGAAGAGUCAUCCUGAGGGGCAUUAUGUGUGUUUGGUCCCGGACUGUCCGAACUCCACGAAGUGAUUCCUUGUGAGAAGAAAACCCAGAGGAAAUGUUAAAUAGGUCAUGUAGGAAAAUGGAGAAAGGCAGCUAUCACUUAACUUUGUGCA